GUUGGACAGCGCGAGGCCCCCAGUGCCAGCCCAAUAGACUGAUGAGUUAUUGUCAUGUAAAAAAGCGCGAGCAAUAAGACCAAACGCUUUGCUAUUGUCCAAGCGGAAAGAGCCAAGUUUAUUAGGAGCGCUGGAUGCUCUAGAGACCGGGGGGCUAGGCGGCUCUUAGGGGGCUUUUCAUAAAAGCGGGCGAGGCGCCUAUAAAGCAGGCCAGUCGAGGAGCGGCCGCCGACCAGUCAACAUCUCCUCCGCCCCACUCCCGCCACGCCACGAGUCACGCGCGUCCUCCUCUCCGUCUGUUUAAAUCCAAUUUCACGUUUUGUUGAUUCCACAUUUUUUUCUUGGUUUCCUAGGAAGUGCGUCUUUCCGUCUCCACGAAGCCUCUUCCGAUGUAUAAAAUGGAAUACUCUUACCUGAACUCAUCCGCCUACGAGUCGUGUAUGGCCGGGAUGGACAGCGGCAGCCUGGCCUCCGCCUACGCCGACUUCAGCUCGUGCAGCCAGGCGAGCGGCUUCCAGUACAACCCCAUCCGGACAUCGUUCGGCGCUUCCGCGGGCUGCCCGUCCCUCGCGCCCGGCUCCUGCAGCCUCGGGACCCUCCGAGACCACCAGAGCAGCCCUUACGCCGCAGUUCCCUACAAGCUGUUCACGGACCACGGCGGGCUGAACGAGAAGCGGAAGCAGAGGCGCAUCAGGACCACAUUCACGAGUGCGCAGCUGAAGGAGCUCGAGCGGGUGUUCGCGGAGACGCACUACCCGGACAUCUACACCCGCGAGGAGCUCGCCCUCAAGAUCGACCUGACCGAAGCCCGCGUGCAGGUUUGGUUCCAGAACCGACGCGCAAAGUUCCGCAAGCAGGAGCGCGCGGCCGCCGCCGCCGCUGCUGCGGCAAAGAACGGAACCGGGAAGAAGUCGGACCCGCGCGACGAGGACAGCAAGGAGCAGAAGAGUGCCGACCCAGACAGCACAGGGGGCCCGGGGGGGCCGCACCCCGCGGGGCCCCCCUCCUCCUGCUCCGGGCCCAGUCCCGCGGGGGGCGCGCUCAGCAGCCAGGGCGGCGGGCAGGGGGACCCGGGGAAGACCUCGGGGUCCAUGGGGGUCCCGGGGUCCCAGGGGGGCCAAGGCUCCUGGGCCAGCGGCCCCGGGACCAUCACCUCCAUCCCGGACUCGUUGGGCGGGCCCUUCGCGAGCGUGCUGUCGUCCCUGCAGAGACAGAACGGCGCCAACAAGGCGGCGCUCGUGAAGAGCGGCAUGUUUUAGCGGGUCCGCGGUGGAUGGGAAG
Gadus morhua (Atlantic cod) is the source of this 1281-nucleotide messenger RNA. It is a transcript of the gene phox2bb, whose product is annotated as paired like homeobox 2Bb. NCBI's taxonomy places the organism in Eukaryota, Metazoa, Chordata, Actinopteri, Gadiformes, Gadidae. Gene Ontology annotation, molecular function: DNA-binding transcription factor activity, RNA polymerase II-specific; RNA polymerase II transcription regulatory region sequence-specific DNA binding. Gene Ontology annotation, biological process: enteric nervous system development; regulation of transcription by RNA polymerase II. The record is from RefSeq and is a predicted model, not a curated record. The coding region runs from base 390 to 1259 and encodes 289 amino acids. The transcript is spliced from 3 exons.